Molecule: messenger RNA, 1589 nt
Organism: Tripterygium wilfordii
Lineage: Eukaryota; Viridiplantae; Streptophyta; Magnoliopsida; Celastrales; Celastraceae
Product: homogentisate phytyltransferase 1, chloroplastic-like
Exons: 13
Coding region: 196-1389 (397 amino acids)
Cellular component (GO): membrane
Molecular function (GO): prenyltransferase activity
Source: RefSeq, a predicted model, not a curated record
GCACCUGACAAAAACUAGACAGAACAAGUCCUCCACGGCUCGCACUGUGAACUCUCUGACAGCACCUUUGAAAAGGAACAAAACGGUUUCAGUUUCUCUGGCUUCUUUCAUGUGCCUUUCCCCCUUCUGACUCAGUGAGCAGCUUAUGAGUUGAAGGCUUCCUCUACUUUGUAUUAGCUUUCUCCAGCGAUUCCAAUGGAGUCCCUGAUUUUGGGGUCCUUUCACAAUCCCUCUUUAAUCCUCACCGGUGGGAAUUAUCGGAGGAGCAAGACUGUCAAGUCAGGUACUUUCCCAAGUUGCAGCUCUUUGGACAUCCUGGAAAGAUGCUACAGUUCGAAGUUUCAGUGCCACCAUGUAAAGCAUCAUUUCAGAAGUCCUGAGAAAAGAUUUCAGGGAAAAAGAACAUUUUCCGUGAAUGCCUCCUCCGGGCGCUCUCUUGAGUCAGAAUCAGGCGCUUUCGAUCCCAAUAGUACCUGGAAAUCGGUUAAAAAUGCAUUAGGUGCUUUUUACCGGUUUUCACGGCCUCACACCAUUAUAGGCACAGCAUUGAGUAUAGUAUCAGUUUCCCUUCUUGCAGUUGAAAAGAUAUCAGAUCUUUCUCCAAUAUUUUUCACAGGGGUAUUGGAGGCCGUGGCUGCUGCCCUCAUGAUGAAUAUUUAUAUUGUUGGUCUAAAUCAGUUGUACGAUGUUGACAUAGACAAGGUUAACAAGCCUUAUCUUCCGUUGGCAUCUGGAGAAUUUUCUAUUGCGACUGGUUCUAUGCUUGUUAUAUCCUUUUCCAUUUUGAGCUUUUUGCUUGGGUGGUUUGUUGGAUCAUGGCCAUUAAUCGUGGCCCUAUCUAUAAGUUUCUUUCUUGGAACAGCAUAUUCAGUCAAUUUGCCAUUAUUGAGAUGGAAAAGAUUCGCAUUAAUUGCAGCGAUGUGCAUCUUAGCCGUUCGGGCGGUGAUUGUUCAACUUGCCUUUUAUCUGCACAUGCAGAUCCACGUCUUUAGAAGGCCACCUGUCUUUUCAAGGGCUCUUAUCUUUGCAACUGCGUUCAUGAGCUUCUUUUCUGUUGUCAUAGCACUAUUCAAGGAUAUACCUGAUAUUGAUGGAGAUAAGAUAUUUGGCAUUCAAUCAUUUACAGUACGCUUGGGUCAGAAGCGGGUAUUCUGGAUCUGUAUUUCACUACUUGAAAUUGCUUAUGGUGUUGCCAUAUUAGUUGGAGGUGCAUCCCUGUUUGAUUGGAGUAAAUAUAUCACGGUAUUGGGUCACUCUAUCUUGGCUUUCGUACUAUGGAACCGUGCCAAGUCUGUCGACCUGAAGAGCAAAGCUGAAAUAACCUCAUGCUAUAUGUUUAUUUGGAAGCUCUUCUAUGCUGAGUACCUGCUAAUACCAUUUGUAAGGUGAACAUGUAGAACAACUUCUUUGAGAACCUCCUAAAUGUUGUUCUGAUAAAAUUGUCUUUCAUUGUUUGAAUGUGCUUAAUCCCAGGGAAAAAGUGAAUUCUCUAUUUCCUUUUCAUUUUGGUAAAUACCAAAAACUAAUCUGGCUUUAAAACCAUGAGAAAAAUGCUAUUACCUUUUUUCAUUACCGCAUCAAAUCGUUUA